GGAAAAUCUUCAAUAUAAUGUGGAAUGCACUCGUUGAAUCUCAAACGUGGACAUCAUUCCUCCAAAAUUACAAGCAACUUCAGUCAAUGUUAAUCCAUCAUCAAGAUGUUUUGGAUUACUUGAAUAGUACUUGGUUAAACAAGUAUAAAGAAAUGUUUGUGUCCGUAUGGACUAACGAAUGCUUACAUUUCGGAAAUCAGACAACUAACAGAGCUGAAAGCCAACAUGCCAAGCUAAAAAAAUUCUUGAAUUCAGCAAAUUGUACCUUAGAUAAGAUUGUUCGUCACAUUGAUGAAGUAGUGAACUCGCAAUAUACAAUUGUUAAAGAUAGCUUCGAAAAAAGUAGAACUGUUCUAAUGCAUAAACACAACCUACCAAUGUUGAAGCUAUUACAUGGCUCUGUUUCUCAUGAAGCACUUGAUAUAAUAAUAGCAGAGCGUCAUUUAAAGCGUUCACAUUGUCGUUGUCAAGUUCGUAAGUGUUAUGGAUUACCAUGUGCUUGUGAAAUCUCAAAGUAUAAGAAAGCAGGUCAGUGUAUUAAACUAAGAUUCGGUCGAUGUGCUUGGUAAUAUUUAAAAGCUGACAACUUAUGUUUUAAUGCAGGUCAAUCU
Messenger RNA from Helianthus annuus (common sunflower), 611 nucleotides. RefSeq lists its product as uncharacterized. The transcript has 2 exons. The record is from RefSeq and is a predicted model, not a curated record. The coding region runs from base 18 to 569 and encodes 183 amino acids. Lineage: Eukaryota; Viridiplantae; Streptophyta; Magnoliopsida; Asterales; Asteraceae.